Messenger RNA from Thunnus maccoyii (southern bluefin tuna), 1383 nucleotides. RefSeq names its product THAP domain-containing protein 7-like. The transcript is spliced from 3 exons. Bases 209 to 913 code for a protein of 234 amino acids. Lineage: Eukaryota; Metazoa; Chordata; Actinopteri; Scombriformes; Scombridae. The record is from RefSeq and is a predicted model, not a curated record.
CACUGGGAACACUGGGAAUAUGUUCUUUACGAGACAGGUAUAGCAGAGAGAAUGUAGUUUUCCCACCAGUCCAGCAGGUGGCGCAGGUGAGCUGUCAACCACCAGUCAAACCAAAGAAGAAGAGAAGCUGCUAGCUGCUGCUGCUAACUCUGCAGCUUGUGUUGACAUGUAAAACCACAUAUUAAUGUGCCGCCACAGUGUUUAGUUAAUGGUUGUAUGUUUCUUGGCGAUGCCGUGGCGGUGCUGUGUUCCCGGGUGUAAAGGCUACGACGAGGCCAAGUCCCUGGGGGUUGUGUUCCACGGUUUACCGACCAGAGACCCGCCGCGCUGCCGGACAUGGCUGAAAGCCAUCCAGAACCCCCGCUUACACGAAGACAUGCCGGCCUCUAAAUAUAGCGGGGUGAGGGUGUGCAGCCUGCACUUCCAGCCGGAGGACUACGAGGAGGACUUCCGAGCUAAAAUACUCAACACCCCGCCCAAACCGACGCUGAAGAGCGGCGCUGUGCCUUCCGUGUUCCCCGGGAGAGAGCACCGUGAGCCCGGCAGCGCGGACGCUUCUCCCCCCGCUGCGAAGAGAAGCAGAACUCCGGCGGCGUCUGCAGCUGCAGGCUCCUCACAGUCGCUGCCAGCAGAUGAGAGUUUCUGCAUCGUGGUGUCAGUCGACCCGCUGGAGUUCAACUCUACACCGACGUCUGACUCUGACGACGCCGACGACGACGCCGACAAAGACUGUACGAUUGUUUACUAUCGCAACUUGAUGGAGCUUUUCAAAAUGUGUCAGACGUGCGGGCAGCCAAUCACAGACAAGGAGGUUUUCCACUCAGGAGCUCAGAUGAGGGUAAAGUGGAGCUGCGUCGGCGGACACUCCGGGACGUGGAGGUCCUCGCCUCACCUACGACAGGUGCUUCCAUAAAAUCCACCAAAGAGCUGCUGCUGCUGCUUCUGGACCUUCAUCAGCAGAACGUUUACAGAGAAACGGACUAAACUCACGAGUGUUCAACUCAUGAAACAAAGAACUUUUUUUUUGAACAGUUGGAUGCAGCGUCGUUCGUCUCCACCUUCAGUCCAGACUGGUGCAGGUGACGAGACCUCUGAAGAUACGGUGCACCAUGACGGACACAGUUAAGACUUUUCUCCACCUGAGUGUGGAUUCUGGGAGAGACUUCAUGGGAUUCAGGUGUUUGUGAGUCUGCAGCUGUUCCUCCUUUUCUUACAGAUUUUGGUAAAUAAAUGUUGGAAACAAACACCGAUGAAGCAGCUGUUGAUAUUUCGUCUGUAUCGAUGGAUUCAAUCUGAGACUGUGAUCAGACUUUUCAGAAUAAAAGUGUCUUACUACUGCUGCUGUUGUUAUUUUGUUCAAUAAAGUUUCUAUUAUAAAACUGA